CGCUCGUGGCGAGUGGACUCAUUCGUCGUCGUCCUCGGGGUCUGGAAACCACCCACCCAAGGAGACCUUUAAAAGAUCUCGAAAAAAAAGUGCUAAAAGGAUUAAGAAAAAACCGACACAAACCCCAAGCAUCCAUUAAGUCCAAGUGAAACCAGAAGGACAUCCCACAGUUCAUUUUUUUUUAAGUUAAAGAGAAAAUAAGGUAUUUUGUAAAGUGCAACAACAUACAGAGGCAAGGAACCCCCGACUCUUCUCUCUCCCCAAAAGGCAUUUCUUCCCCAAAAUUCCGAGUGAAUGAGUCAUCUGGAAUAUGCUGGACGUCAUUGUCUCUCCCAAGAUCUCUCACAUCGCGAGCAUGGCGCCGCAGUCUAGCAGUGUCGCGCCGCCCGUGUUCUGCAGCGACGAGAAGGCCACGUCUUGCAAAAUGUGCUCCAAGUGUGGCCCCAUUGCAUCUGCAACUAAGCCUGCAACAUCCAAUGCCACAGCUUCGUCUAGAGUCACAGUUCCCUUGACGACGAGAGGGAAUGGGCGGCCCGUAGAGGAGACGUACCGAGUGGGGCCAGUCCUUGGCAAGGGCGGCUUCGGAACAGUCUACUCCGGCUGGAGAGUGAGGGAUGGAGCCCCCGUCGCCAUCAAACAAGUUGCCAAAGCCAAAAUCACAGCAUGGGAAAUGGUGGGGGGUCGACGCGCCCCGAGAGAGGUGGCCCUGCUGUUGCGGGUGACCCACGUGCCCAACGUGGUCAAGCUCCUGGACUGGAUCGAGCGCGAUGACUCCUUCCUGCUGGUGUUCGAGCGGCCCGAGCCCUGCAAGGACCUCUUCGACUACAUCACGGAGCGCAAGGUCAUUCCGGAGGCGGAGGCGCGGUCGCUGUUCAAGCAGGUGGUGGACAUCGUGCGCGACUGCCACGCCGCCGGGGUCAUCCACCGGGACAUCAAGGACGAGAACCUGCUGGUGACGUACGACUCGAAGGGGCGGCCGGUGCUCAAGCUGAUCGACUUCGGGUCUGGCGCGCUGCUCUCCGACAAGACGUACACGGACUUCGACGGCACGCGCGUCUACUCGCCGCCCGAGUGGAUCCGCUACAACCAGUACGAGGGCGUGCCGGCCACCGUGUGGUCGCUGGGCAUCCUCCUCUACGACCUGGUGUGCGGCGACAUCCCGUUCGAGCACGACGAGCAGAUCGUGGCGGCGCGCGUGCACUUCCGCUCGGCGGUGAGCGAGGAGUGCCAGUACCUGGUGCGCUGGUGCCUGCGGGUGCGGCCCACGGAGCGGCCGUCGCUGGACAGCAUCCUGCAGCACCCGUGGCUGUCGCCCCCGCCGCCCCCGCGGAUCCGCCACCCCGACCAGGCGUCGCUCGACAAGUGCUCCACGUCGUCCCAGGAGUCGCUUUGAUGGCGGCCCCCGCUAGUGGUGCUGUAACCCGCACCUGCGCUCUCUCCCCCGCCCCCGCCCCCGCCCCCCGACGUGUCCUGACGGCGCCCCCUCCCGCCCCGCCCCGCGUGGGCGUGACGCGGGCGGCGGCAGCGGCCUCCUGCCCCUCGUGGCCGUUGAGGGCGCGCGGGGUCCCUCCCGCAUACCAAAGUGUGGGCUUGAGAAGCCCGCGUCUCAUCCUGGGGAUGUAAAAUGUAGGCGGCGCCGCUGUACAGUCACCUGCCGCCCACGGAGGUGUGUUGUUCCGGCCGGCGGUACUCAGGAUCUCCGGCCGUACGUAUGGUGCGGCCCGGCCCGGCCCGCCCUGGGCCGCAUCAUUUAUUUAUUGCCUGCAACCUCGCCAGGGGGCCUCCCCCUGCCCCUGACUCACUCGCUGUUGGCUCGCCCGCCCAGCGCCCCGCCGCGGCGUGGGCGUGCGGGCGGGGCGACAGGAGCUGCAGCGUGGUGGUGGCUGCAGUGUGGGCGGCGCCGCCCGCGCCCACGCGCCACCACGACCUCACUCUCGCAAUGCCAAACAAUGCAGUCUCGGCUUUCUUCUCACGAAUGAGCUUCAGGCUUGGAAACCAAAGGUUAUUAUGUUACAAGUCCAGACUUUUCCCUGUAAAAAUGUAAAGGACUUAAUUUAUUUUGGUGCUUGAACUAUCCAUAUGAGCUUGUACAUAUUGUAAAAAGUUCUCUCCCCGUGUACAGAUUUGAUCAUAAGCCAUUGCUCAAGUGUGUAAGUUCUGUAUGAUAUCAAAAAGUCAAGUUUAAUGAUGUGGAAAACGUAA
Penaeus indicus is the source of this 2202-nucleotide messenger RNA. RefSeq names its product serine/threonine-protein kinase pim-1-like. Gene Ontology annotation, cellular component: cytoplasm. Bases 311 to 1393 code for a protein of 360 amino acids. The record is from RefSeq and is a predicted model, not a curated record. Lineage: Eukaryota; Metazoa; Arthropoda; Malacostraca; Decapoda; Penaeidae. Gene Ontology annotation, biological process: protein autophosphorylation. The transcript has 4 exons. Gene Ontology annotation, molecular function: protein serine/threonine kinase activity; ATP binding.